UUCUUGUCCAACAAAUAUACAACCAACAGGACCUAGCCACGCAGCAAAAGUCGGAAAAGGAAGGUAAGAGGUUUGAUCCACUCGAAGAGGAGAAAAAAAGACCCUGGGGUUGAGGCUGGACCUUUUCGCGAACAAAAAGCGUUGCCUCACCGCAUCAGACGCGGACACAGACCCAACAGUCAAAAGCCCACCAGGUCGGCCGACGCUUUCUACCCAGCACUUGGCACGAUGUAUUUAACCAGCGCGAUGCACAAGGGGGAAACCAAACGCCACCAACGUUUGUGUCUUCUCUCAGUUGUGGGCGAGACAACAAACAGCGCCCGGUCCCACACUUCACCCGUCCCGUUGACCGUACCACGAAAGACAUGAUACCAACACACGCCAUCAAGCUCGUUCCAAUACUGGCGUCCGCCGCCUAUGGCCUGCAGUUUACAGGGCCGGACACCAACACGGACCUCAAUCUAUCAGCGCCCAUCACCGUCUCAUGGGAGCACAACGUUGCCGAAGCCGAUGCCAGCUGGACCGUCUUCGACCUCUCCUGGCACGGGGAAUCCGUCCGCAGCAGCUCCUUUUCGUACACGCUCCAGGAGAACAUCAGCGUCUCGACCGGUGGACAGUACGAAUGGGAUCCAGCCCCAAUUCGAGAGGCGUUGGUUGCAGGGAUCGGCAAGCUCUCGUCUGACAAAGCGUUCUACUUUACGGCCAAGCUUCACUCACCGGAUGCACCUGGGCGUGGUUCUGUUACCCAGAGCGCCAAGUACGCGGUUGAGGAUGGGGAUUUGGUGGAGAGUCCCGGGAACGCCGUGAGCCCAUCGCAGGGCUUCAUCCUCCUUUCUCUCGUUGCGUCCAUUGUACUGUUUUAGAGCCCGAACAUAAGCGAGUGAGACAGAAAACAACUUGGACACGAAAAUGCGUGAUGCGUCGACUUGAAUGGUUUCAAAACCCUCUACAACGCAUCAUGGUGUCUAGAAGCAAUAGGUCUAACAGACAGCUUGUCGCGCAAGCUAUCAGUACCAACUCAAAACCUCGUGCGUAGGCUGCAGCUGCUCUAGUCACAUAACAU
Messenger RNA from Colletotrichum destructivum, 1063 nucleotides. RefSeq lists its product as uncharacterized. The coding region runs from base 366 to 863 and encodes 165 amino acids. The transcript has a single exon. The record is from RefSeq and is a predicted model, not a curated record. Lineage: Eukaryota; Fungi; Ascomycota; Sordariomycetes; Glomerellales; Glomerellaceae.